Drosophila suzukii is the source of this 2651-nucleotide messenger RNA. RefSeq names its product catalytic subunit 3A of the oligosaccharyltransferase complex (gene Stt3A). Gene Ontology annotation, biological process: post-translational protein modification. NCBI's taxonomy places the organism in Eukaryota, Metazoa, Arthropoda, Insecta, Diptera, Drosophilidae. The record is from RefSeq and is a predicted model, not a curated record. Gene Ontology annotation, molecular function: dolichyl-diphosphooligosaccharide-protein glycotransferase activity. Gene Ontology annotation, cellular component: membrane.
UAGCACUCUUCGCUCUUUGCCACGAAUUGCAAGUUUGCGAUUCCGUCGCCUUCAAGUUCCCAGCCAUUGUUUUGUGCAAAAACCUUGGUAAUAGUGCGAUUCGUGGUGCGGCACACGUAAUCCUGGACACAAGGAGCAAAGUGAACGACGCGUACCGUUGAUUUAACGGCUUGAUAAGCGAAAUAAACAUCGCCGAAAAACGCCGGCAGGCGAAAAUGACGCUGGAUGUGGGCGGCGUCGCCCGGGGACUGCUCACCUGGGAAAAGCAGGAGCACCUGGUCAAACUGGCCAUUCUCAUCCUGGCAGCGGUUCUAUCGUUCGCCACGCGCCUGUUUUCCGUGCUGCGAUUCGAGAGCGUGAUCCAUGAGUUCGACCCGUACUUCAACUACCGCACCACGCGGUUCCUCGCCGAGCAGGGCUUCUACAAGUUCCACAACUGGUUCGAUGACCGCGCCUGGUAUCCCCUGGGACGCAUCAUCGGCGGCACCAUUUACCCGGGCCUGAUGCUCACCUCGGCGGCCCUGUACCGCCUGAUGUGGCUGCUGAACGUGACCAUCGACAUCCGGAACGUGUGCGUCUUCCUGGCGCCCUUCUUCUCCUCGCUGACCACGCUGGUGACCUACGCCCUCACGAAGGAGAUCCACAGUACUGGUGCUGGUCUGGUGGCCGCCGCCUUGAUCUCCAUCGUUCCGGGAUAUAUCUCCCGAUCUGUGGCGGGAUCGUACGAUAAUGAGGGCAUCGCCAUCUUCUGCAUGCUCUUCACCUACUAUUUGUGGAUCAAGGCUGUAAAGACAGGCACGAUCUUCUGGUCGGCCAUGUCGGCUUUGGCCUACUUCUAUAUGGUCUCCUCCUGGGGUGGCUAUGUCUUCCUGAUCAAUCUAAUCCCGCUGCACGUGCUGGCGCUGAUGAUCACCGGACGUUUCUCGCACAGGAUCUACAUAGCGUACAGCACGCUCUACUGCGUGGGCACUAUUCUAUCAAUGCAGAUUUCGUUCGUGGGAUUCCAACCUAUCCAGAGUUCCGAGCAUAUGCUGGCACUGGGAACCUUUGGCCUGUGCCAGAUUCACGCCUUUGUGGACUAUCUGCGCUCUCGCAUUCCCAAGGAUCACUUCGACCUGCUCUUCAAGACCUUGGUUUCCAGUGUGCUGACUGUGGUGUUCGUCGUGGGCAUCCUGCUCACACUCACUGGGAAAGUCUCACCCUGGACGGGCAGAUUUUACUCGCUACUCGAUCCGUCCUAUGCCAAGAACCACAUUCCGAUCAUUGCCUCGGUCUCAGAGCACCAGCCGACAUCCUGGUCGUCCUUCUAUUUCGAUCUGCAGAUCCUGGUGUUCCUAUUUCCAGCUGGCCUGUAUUUCUGCUUCUCCAAGCUGACGGACUCAAAUAUCUUCAUUAUUUUGUACGGAGUUACCAGCAUUUACUUCGCCGGUGUGAUGGUGCGACUGAUGCUGGUCCUGGCGCCCGUGAUGUGUGUGCUGUCCGGCAUCGCCAUUUCGCAUUUGCUGGCCAAGUAUAUCAAGAGCGUGGAUGCGGGUGGAUCGGGGAAACAGGGAGUGGAGAGCAAGCGUCAGCACAAGAAGCUGGAGCAGCAGACGGGCGGCGUGAAGAGCGAGGUGGCCAUUGGGUUUGUGGGAGUCAUCACACUGAUGCUGAUCGUGUACACGCUGCACUGCACCUGGGUCACCUCGGAGGCGUACUCUUCGCCCAGCAUUGUGCUGAGUGCCAGGUCGCACGAUGGAGGCCGCAUCAUCUUCGAUGAUUUCCGCGAGGCCUAUUACUGGCUGCAGAUGAACACCCCAGAGGAUGCUCGCAUAAUGUCCUGGUGGGAUUAUGGCUACCAGAUAACGGCCAUGGCCAAUCGCACGAUAUUGGUGGACAACAAUACUUGGAACAACACGCACAUAUCGCGCGUUGGCCAAGCGAUGGCUUCGUCGGAGGAAAAAGCCUACGAGAUAAUGCGCGAACUGGAUGUGGAUUAUGUUCUAGUGAUUUUCGGAGGACUGACUGGCUACUCCUCGGACGAUAUCAACAAGUUCCUGUGGAUGGUGCGCAUUGGCGGCAGCACGGAUCGUGGGGCGCACAUCCGUGAAAAGGACUACUAUGCCGCCAAUGGCGAGUUCCGAGUGGACAAGGAGGGUUCACCCACAUUGCUCAACUGUUUGAUGUACAAAAUGUGCUACUAUCGCUUCGGGCAAAUGUACACCGAAGGGGGCAAGGCCCAGGGUUACGAUCGAGUUCGGGCGGCCGAAAUCGGCAACAAGGAUUUCGAGCUGGAUGUCUUGGAGGAGGCCUAUACCACGGAGCACUGGCUAGUCCGCAUCUACAAGGUCAAGGAUCUGCCGAAUCGCGGGGUCUAAUCUAAGCCAGAGGUCGCCAUCAUUCCGCUCUAUUCUGUGUUCUGUAUAUUAGCUGUCUCUUUCUAUCUCAAAUAUUUGGUAAUCUCUCUAUCGCUCAACGAGUAUUAUUUGCUGCUUUCUCCUGCUUUACCCCUCGUGCAUUUAGUUGCACCAAACCCCAAAAAACCAUGUAUUUUUUUUAUAUUUUACAAAUGUCUUAAGUAAACCAGAUGCGUGUAGCUCCUUAAACAAGAAAACAGCAUGUAAGCGAAUCGAACGAAAUAUAUAUAUAUAUGUGAAAACGUAUCAGAACUA